Leptidea sinapis is the source of this 2019-nucleotide messenger RNA. RefSeq lists its product as uncharacterized. The coding region runs from base 78 to 1892 and encodes 604 amino acids. The record is from RefSeq and is a predicted model, not a curated record. NCBI's taxonomy places the organism in Eukaryota, Metazoa, Arthropoda, Insecta, Lepidoptera, Pieridae. The transcript is spliced from 12 exons. Gene Ontology annotation, molecular function: protein binding.
GCAUAGCCUACGUGAUUAUGCUACAAAAUAUGUUUUUGUUGUAAAUAAAUUUCCAAUACACAUUUGUUAACAAUAAAAUGGUUCGAAAGGAAUUAGUUCCUGAAGAAAGGCCUAUUUGCAAUGUGGUUGCGGUGUAUCGAGAAAGAGGAAACUACUUACAAAGGAUAGAGCAAUUUGAUAAAGCUAUCCUCGCCUACAAUGAAGCUCUUCGGUGGAACCCGUCGGAUGUCCGGUCCCUGCUCGGAAGAAGUCUGGCUCAAGCUAAAGCGACACAUUACGCUGAUGCACUCGCCGAUGCAGCCAAAGCAGCUGAAAUUGAAACGGAAAAUCAAACAGCACUACACCUGAGAGCUCAGACGAAUUAUGAAAAAUGUGCAUUUGAACGAGCGUUGGUUCUCGCGACUCGAGGACAAAUGCUUCGGAAGUAUCCGCCGAACUUCGCCGAGACUGCCAGAUGCGCUGAGGAAACGAUACGAGAUUGUACCGGAAGGAGUGCUUUUAAGAUACUGUCAUCCAUUAAGAAGUUAUCAGAACGAGUGGAAGUUAAGAAAGAUUCGGUAGAAUUAGCAGCUCCGGGUAUUACGCAACGAGUUCCUAGAUUACAACCACUAAAGGAUCAAGAAGUACAGGAGGUAACCCGUGUAGAAAAGCAAAAAGCCGAGCGUAUUUCUCGCUUAAUGGCCUCGAAAUAUUUAGAGCGAAUGGCUCAUGAUAAAUAUUUCCUCACGGCUUUAUGUAAGGACGAGCGCCUUAGCUCAGCGAACAAAAAGGGAUCGGAGAAAAUGCAGGAGCUAGCGAACAAAGCCUUGACUGAUAUCCAGAAACGUCAAGCAAUUCUCCGCGAACGUCGACCGUUAUACGCCGCUAGAGCAAUAGAAGCUGAUGCUCGUAAGAGAUUGUCUAAAGCUAGGAAGGAAAGAAUUAGAAACGCUCAACUGCAGCACAUUGCUGAUGCGAAACGACUCAUACAGUCUGCCGAGGUUGCAUUUGAGCAACGAGACACAGCUAAAUGUCUAGAGCUAGCCGAAUUUGCAAUGGAACAAAUUAUGAGAAAGCCAGCAGACCUUAUGCCGGGAAAAGAGAAAUUCAUACUGGAAAUACAAAAUAUUGUAGGAAAUGCAUUUUUAGAUCAGAAACGUGUCAAGCAUGAAAUGUGCGAGGCAGACCGUGAAAAAAGAGCAUUCAUAUUACUCGGCAUAUCAAUAUCGAGGGAGCCGAGUCGUGAUUCUAUUUUGAGAACAAGACCUUUCGCGCCUCCUCGCGAUUCCAAACGUCGCUUUCGAACUCUGGAACGUGCUCUAUCGCAAAGUAUGCGUGCUGUUGAAAGAUGCUAUGUACUGCACGAAUUAUCGCGAUUAUACGCGGAUGCCAAGCAAACAUAUAAAGCUAAAUAUUAUGCUUUGAAGUGUCAAUCCGAGUCAAGAUCCGCUAAUCAGCGUGUCUGGUUGCUGAAUGCUUUGUUUCUGUUGGCACGAUGUCAUCUGCUCCAGAAUAACAGACCGGAGGCGAGAGCAACACUGCUGGAAGCGGCUGGCUUAGCCCGUGCCUUUGGCCACAGUGAUGUAGCAGAGUUUUUUGAUACGUGUGUGAACGUGUCACUAGAAGGUGAUGUAGCUUCGACCGAAGCGUUAAUUGAAAAGCGCGAAAAGGCAAUGGUGUCUUUGAUGCAAGACAACGAGAUGCGUCUUGCAGCUGAGCAUCUCUUUAGAAGAAUGUCGGUUAUACCAGCUUCAAGACGAUUUUCGAUAAUGCCCGGUGCUCGUGUUGAAGAGAAUAUUCCACCGACAGCUGCCAGCCGACGAAUAUCGAUCGCACCUCGGACCCAACAACCGACAAGAAUUGCUCAUAAAACUCGUCACCCGCACGGCUUUCAAGAUUUCGAUAACAUUUAAUGUUUUGUUUGUCUUAUUGCAUUCAUAUUUGUAACUUACAAUUAACGAUUUAAAAAAAAUUGUUGUGAUUCUCAUUAUUCUUAAAUAUAUUUGUAAUAACAGUUCCCUCUUAACUGACUGCUAAAUA